GCAGCUGAGCCAAUGGGAGACAGACAAUUCAGUCAGCAGAAGUCAGAAAUGCUGAAAAACCUGUACUGACAGUCAGGGCGAGUUCCCUUACACAAGACACAAGAUACAGACACUGAAACUGGCUCCCACUGUGGCGACGCUCAUGGAACACCUCAGAUCAUGCUCAUCAACGCAUUUCUAAUUUAGACACUUUCUAUUAAAUGACUUUAGACAUGGGGACUUACUCGGACCAGAGGGAAAGGUACAUGCAAAAUGGGCAUUCAGAAAACGGGAAGACCUCUGCUUUCCCUGACAUGGAGCUCCGGGAGGAAUGGCAGGAUGAGGAGUUCCCCAGACCUCUUCCUGAAGACACACAGAGUCCUGGAGAUGAAGAGGAAAGCCCUGGAACUGAGGGAAACAGGCCUGUCCCUCCAACUAGCCUGGCUCUUACUGGUAAUACCGUCAGGAAGAAACGACUAGUGGCGCCAACUCUUAGUUUAACACUGGACAAAACCUCUACUGACCGGAGCAUGAAAUCUGAUGAGUUUGAUGCUUCUGCCCUUUCACCAUCUCCUGAUGAUGACCUAGAGAUAGACAUUAACCUGGAGGCCUUAGAGACACCCUCAGACAGCGAGUCUUACAACUUUCCAGACAGCAUGCACGACUUAGAGUGGGAAGAUGAUCUUCCCAGGAUGGGCAAAGCAGCAAUCAGAAAAGCCAGUUUACUGGAGCACGCAGAGAUGGGACACCUGGACUUGGAUCAGGUGGACAGCAAUGGGCGACGAUGGAGACGAUUUCAUGUUGGCGGCCAAGACUACCAAGUCAACAUGAGCGUUCUGGAGCCAUACCUUCAGGUUCUUUCCCACGGAGGAUAUUUUGGGGACGGAUCGACAGCCAUCAUUAUGUUCACCUCCUGCUACCUUCCAGAAAAUACAACAGAACACUAUGAAUAUGUAAUGGACAAUCUCUUCAGGUACAUUAUUGGCACGUUGGACUUGAUGGUGUCUGAGAACUACAUAUUGGUGUAUUUGUGUGGAAUGGCCCCUCGCAAUAAGAUGCCUGGGAUUAAGUGGCUUCGACAGUGUUACAUGUCCAUCGACAGACGGUUAAGAAAAGACUUGAAAGGGCUUUUCGUGGUUCACCCAGCCUGGUACGUGAGAGCGUUAAUCACCGUCAUCAAACCCUUCAUCAGUGAGAAAUUCAGCAGGAAGAUGCGCUUCAUCCACAGCUUGCAGGAACUGGCAGAGUUUGUUCCUGUGGCCCAGCUGCAAAUCCCAGACUGCAUCAGACAGUAUGAUGAGCAGAUGAACAGGUGAAGGUUUGUGAUGGAAGGAGAGCAGAGGUGUACAUACUGUACAGACUUCACACUGGACUGGGGUGACUGACAUGCAUGUGAGAUUUGGAGCUGGCUGGGGUUAAAGGUCAAGCUUUAGGGCAAAUGCCCUAAUGACAGAAAAACAGCUUCCUGCCACACGGCUCUUUGAUGAAAUACAAAGACAGUGUUGUGCUUCAGAGAGACACAGCUGUGUCAUGCUGCAAGGUGGGUCAGGACAGUUCUGUUUGACGUCAUGGCUUUUAGACUGUUACACAAAAACAGACAAACUUGUUAUGUUUCGCAAACUGUAGAGAAUCACAUUAAUUGAUAAUAAUUAAUUUUCACAAAACUUAUUAUGUUUAGGCAUGAGAAAUACUUCUAUUUAAACAUUUCAUUUUUGCCUUACAGCGAACAUACCCAAAUUAGGAUAAAUAUUAGUUUGAAUAUUUGCACUAAAUGGAUCCAAAAUAUUGUACGUUAUCUGAAACCUGUAGAAACCAACAAAUGUAUAUGGUUCAAACUACUAUCUGGCUGUUUUUAUAAGUCUUGUAAAGUGGUACUGAUUUUAUUUUAUUGAAAUUGUUUUUAUAUAUUCUGUAAAAUGCAUUGUAGUUGAGGGUUUAAUCACGUGUGAAAGUUUUUAGCACAGAUGCAGCAAUGCUCAAACUUAUUGCAAAAUCAGAACGCUAUUAGAAACGGAGUGUGUAAUAUUGCUGUAAGAAGCCGCAUUGUUCAGUUUAUAUUUGUACAUACUUGUUGCAAAUAUAACCGUGCUUGGUUUUCUUCUGGAAUAUGGAAGGGAAAUGCUCUCUAAUAUUCAGCUGCUGCUGCCUGUAAAGUGGCCCAUUGAAUGUGCUCUCAUUUAAUAGACUCUUAUGUGCAAAUAUUUAUACAAGGCCACACCUGAACAACCUGAGCUUUCAAACUGCACAUACUACAUGUAUGUCUCGUCUAUGAUAUUUAAGGAAAUAAAGGGUUAUAUUAAAACACCUGCUGUGAUUUACUGUUGUGAUUUCACUGUUAAUUGUAAUGAGGAAAUAGUGGGAAGCGAAUUUUUUGUAUUUUUUGAGAGUCGCUAUGGAAAUAUUCCUUCACCUUUCAGGAAACCGGCUCUGGCAGAGGGAGGAAGUGAGGUAGCUGAGAGGUGAAACUUUUUUUUUUUUUUUUCCUCUGAAGUCACAAACAGGAACAGAGCGAGAACUACUGGAAGGUUAAAUAACAGAUUCCCGUUGUAACGCUUUAUGUGCCAGAUGUUGGGUAAUGCAAGUCAAUAAUGUUUAGUAAAAAUUAAAGUUCAUGUCUUGGAUUUGUCUAAGCAAAUAAUUCACUGAAUCGAUGCAUUAGUAUUCAAUGCAAAAAAAACACACUUUUUCUUAUAUUUUUCUUUUUUAAUCUAAUAUAUAUUUUAAAUCUUGAUUACAAAAAUAAACCAUUAUAUACUAAAACCCUAGCCAUUUCAACCCUGUUAAAAACUGAUAUUGUUUGCUGUGAAACAUUGUAUCCUAUCUUUUUAAUAAAAAUGUUGAAUUUCUGAAUAAGGAGGCAUGUUUAGUAAAUGUAAGCACCUGAAAGAUCUCAAAAGGUGUACACAAUCAGUCCCCCACAGUCUGCUUUACUGUUCUUCAAGCCAUUGUGAGAAAAAGGAAAUUAAAAUGCAAUGUGCUUUGUUAGGCUUGAGACCUAAACAAGCUUUGUGCCAAGGGUCCAUUGUUUUUGUGGGUGUCUUAUGCAAACUUUCACGCGGUGUUCCAUGAGCUGCUUUACUAAUGACUGUUACAGCAGAUGUUAAAACAUAAUUUAGGGAUCAGCUUUGAUUUCUUCGCUCUUAAAUUUAAAUCUUACAUUUGUACGAACAUGUAUGGCAAGGAAAACAAAACACCAAGUCCAUGAGCCCUCACUAAAUGCCCUUCAUAUAUUUACAGUAAUAAGAAAAUCCUGUUUAAAUCUAUAUUUAUUGGAUUAGUUAUGAGUGUUUGAAAACAAAUGUAAAGGCACCUGUACUCCUUUUUGCAGCCAAUAUGGAAGUCUGUUUCUGCCGUGGAGUAAAAAAAUUAAGGUAAUUGUGCCUUUUUCUUGCAAUUCUGAGAAAAUGACAAUUGUUAGAUGAAAAGUUGCAUUCUUUUGUUUUUUUCUCUCCGUGGCCGGAAGAAAAAAACAGAACUGCGAUAUGUAAACUCAGAAUUCAGAGGAAAAAAGUCUGAACUGCAAGAUGCAAACAAGGAAUUGGGAAGAAAAAAAAAAGCUGAAUUCGGAGUUUACAUCUUACAAGUGACUUUUUUUCUUCAGAAUUGAAUUAGAAAACUAGUUUUUAUUAAAGUCAUGCAGACACAAAGUAAAAUAAUGUCAUUUAAAAAUGCACUUAAAAAAAAUACACAUUAGAUAAUAUUACUUUGCAUAUCUCAAUAAAAACCCAACAGACUGCACUUUGUACAAUUGUAUUGUUACAAACCAAAGCACAAUAAAAACAUAACAUCAUGCCAUAUGAACAGAACAUUGUUACUGCUCACAUCUGAUCACAAAAUCAAUCUGUUGGACUAAUAGACUAAAAGAUGUUUAUAUAAAAGAAUAAAAGUAUUAAAGACAAAAAAAAAAA
Messenger RNA from Carassius auratus (goldfish), 3887 nucleotides. Its product is annotated as BCL2/adenovirus E1B 19 kDa protein-interacting protein 2-like. NCBI's taxonomy places the organism in Eukaryota, Metazoa, Chordata, Actinopteri, Cypriniformes, Cyprinidae. The record is from RefSeq and is a predicted model, not a curated record. Gene Ontology annotation, biological process: apoptotic process. Gene Ontology annotation, cellular component: cytoplasm. The coding region runs from base 201 to 1295 and encodes 364 amino acids. The transcript is spliced from 10 exons.